Molecule: messenger RNA, 576 nt
Organism: Oppiella nova
Lineage: Eukaryota; Metazoa; Arthropoda; Arachnida; Sarcoptiformes; Oppiidae
Source: the annotation of a GenBank genome assembly
AUGGUAUUAUAUGGCAUUCUAUGCUCACUGCCCAUACUUUAUGGAGUGUUCCGGGAGUGGACACGAGUUUUUAACUAUUGGACGGAUAAGGGUAUUCCGGGUCCGAAACCCGUAAUUGGUUUUGGCAACACUAUCGGUACGUAUAUGAGACCGAAAUCGCAUAUCGAAAUGGACUGGAUCGCUAAAUAUGGCAAAAUCUACGGCGUAUUCGACGGCCAUAAGCCGGUACUACGGGUGGCCGACCCGCGGCUCAUACGCCAGAUAUUGGUCACCGAUUUCGACGUAUUCACAAAUCGUACCCUUUUUAAGGACAUUCACCCGAUUUAUAGCCAAAAUCUAUUCACGAGCGACGGCCCCAACUGGCGGCGACUGCGGUCACUAAUAUCGCCCACAUUCUCGUCGGCGAAGAUGCGACAGAUGUACGAAAUGAUGGGCGCGUGCGCCACCCAAUUGUCACGAGUUGUGGACGGGUACGCAGUGGAUUGUACACUGAUUGACGUCAAGCAAGUGUUUGGCAAUUUUGCCCUGGACGUUUUGGCAAUGUGCGCGUUUGUCAGGGCAUAUUUCGGCAUUUAA